AUGUGGAACAAACGCUGCGUCUUGGCGCUGAUCGCCAGCUGCGUCUUGUGGCUGGCCCUGGCCACCAGAGAGGCCGCCGGCGAGACAAUGAUCGAGGUGGACGAGCACGGGGACGAGUACGAGCUGAAGCGCUUUCACAUCCAGGGCCGGCAGCUGAACGGGAAUGGCAGCAAGUCGCAGUGCGUGGUGACCAGGCGGAAGCGGGCCAGCGGUCGCUCCUUGGCGCUGGCCGGGCCCAGCGUCGCGGUCAGCUCACAGCAGCUCAGCCUGAGCGCGGUGCCGGCGGGCGUGGAGCAUCGUGAGGCGGUGCUGCAGCUGGAGCAGGAGCCGGGCAGCAAGCGUCGUUACGUGGCGCUGGCCGCGUUGCAGCUGGAGGAGGAUGACGAGGACGAUGAUGAUGAGGAGGAGGAGGAGGAUGAUCUGCAGGUGCAGUUGCAGGAGCAGCCGGUGGCCGUCAGCCAGCAGCAGCAGAAACAGUUCUCCGGGCAAAACUCCAGCCCCUUUGUGGGCGCCACCUUUGCCCAGGCUGUGCCCGGCGGCGUCAGCGUGGUGGCCAAUGCGGCCACCCACGCCAAUGUGGGCGGGGACGCGGGCAUCGUUGUGGUCGAAUCACAACAGCCGCCCAAGGUGAAUCCCAACACGCACGCCGUCUUCGAGCUGAAGCCGCUGUCGCCGCUAAAGCAGACGGACUUUGUCUACUACGGCGAGGAUCUGGAUCUGGACGAGGACGAGGAUGAGGAUGGCGGCGACGAUGGCUUCUACUAUCAGGGCGUGGGCCUCUACGAUGAGUACGAGCACUUCGUUACCGAGGACAGUCCCGUCAGCACCUCGGCCAUUUGGAGUACGGGCGGCGACGAUGACGGCGAUAUUCAUCCCGUUAUCAAUGAGCCCAAUCAGCGGCCGGUGGAGAGCAAGAAGAAGAAGAAGAAGCAGCAGCAGCAGGUGAAGCGCAGAAAGAGCGGACAGAAGAGAAAGCAGCAGCAGCAGCAGCAGCAGGAGAAGGAGAAGGAGAAGAAGAAGCGCCGCAAGACAAAGCCCACUCAGAAGAAGAAGAAGAAGAGCAGACCGAGCAGCUCCGUCAAUAAACGCCGACGUCCCAGCAGCAGCAGCAGCAGCAGCGGCAGCAGCGUCUACAGUUACAGCGACGCCAUGGGCGGCUAUAGACGCCGCCGGCCGCAGCAGAGCACGGAGGCGCAGCGCCGACGCCGGCUGCAGCAGAAGCGUCGCCGCCAGCAGCUGCAGCGCCGUCGACGUCGCCGCAACAAGAUACGCAACCAGAACAUUAACGGCGUCGGCGUCGGCUAUCGUCGUGAAUACUUCGGCGACGAGCCGAUCGUCAAUUGCAUUUACAUCAACAAGGAUCCGCCGGCGACGACGACGACGACGACGACGCCGCGUCCCUUCUGGAAUCUGCUGGGACGCGGCGCGCAGCCGCAGAGCGCUGCCGCGGAGCAGACGCUGCGUCGCCGCAGUGGCGAAUUCGGGCAGCGCAAGCGUACAAAUCUCAAAUUUGUGGCCUAA
Molecule: messenger RNA, 1521 nt
Organism: Drosophila novamexicana
Lineage: Eukaryota; Metazoa; Arthropoda; Insecta; Diptera; Drosophilidae
Product: translation initiation factor IF-2
Exons: 3
Coding region: 1-1521 (506 amino acids)
Source: RefSeq, a predicted model, not a curated record